Pygocentrus nattereri (red-bellied piranha) is the source of this 1746-nucleotide messenger RNA. It is a transcript of the gene bcl7bb, whose product is annotated as BAF chromatin remodeling complex subunit BCL7B b. The transcript is spliced from 6 exons. NCBI's taxonomy places the organism in Eukaryota, Metazoa, Chordata, Actinopteri, Characiformes, Serrasalmidae. Bases 78 to 671 code for a protein of 197 amino acids. The record is from RefSeq and is a predicted model, not a curated record.
UUCGCGGGGAGAGCGGGCGGCAGGCAGAGCAGUGUGGAGAGAAAAGAGGGACAUCUUGACAAACUCAUAAAAACAACAUGUCGGGACGGUCAGUGCGAGCGGAGACCAGGAGCCGGGCAAAGGAUGAUAUCAAAAAAGUGAUGGCGGCCAUCGAAAGGGUCCGCAGAUGGGAGAAGAAAUGGGUCACUGUAGGGGACACGUCCUUAAGGAUCUUCAAGUGGGUCCCUGUAACAGAGACCAAACAGAUAUUUAAGACAAAAGGCUCUGCUGGGGCAGUGAGGGAACUGAAAGGAUUUCCUACAGACGUGGUGCUGGAGAACGCUCGCUCAGUCCUACUGGAUUUCCAGGACGACAACAGUAACCAGAGCUUCUUAUCGGAUGCCUAUCAGCCCAAUAAUAAAGUGGACAGCAGCAGUAACUCUAGUCCGCAUGCCAGCGGUGCCGUCAGCCCUUCUCACACCCCUUACUUCCGCACAGAGGACUCCCAGCCGCCCACUCUGGGACAGGAGACCAUGGAAGAGCCAUCAAUGACCAGCAGUGAAGUUACAGAUGAGCCCCCAACUUUGAUAAAAGAGGAUUUGCUGCCCCUUUCUGCUCAGGAGGACGAGGAAGUGGCGGUCGCUCCACCGUUGAAAAGAGUUUGCACAGAAGAAAAGUCCGGUCUAAGUUAGUGGCACCAUGAUAAGUUCCGGUCACCUGUGCCCACUGAACUGAAGAGGGCAGCCCUGUUGUCCACUUGGACUAGUAUCAUCUCAUAGAGAUGGUAUUCUGUAAAAUUUGCAGCUGACAGAAAAACAGCAACUUCACAACUUCAGAAGACUGCAAGGCACAAGCUGUGAAAUGCUUGGGAAGCCGUUUUGAUAUCCACAAGAUUUGAUAUUUCUCCCACUAAAUAUUUGAAUUACUUGAAAAAAAGCCAUUAGUAUUAUAUUUUGUAAAUACAGUUCAAAUGAAACUGAGAGGGAACCUAAAUGCAGUUAUGGUGUAUCGUGGCUUAAUGCAUAUCGCUGUCGUCAGAAGAAAACCUUGUAUCUCCGAAAUGGUAACUUUACAGGAGAAGAAAAAAACUUACUUUAUUUUUGAUGUAAGUCAAAGGAACCAGAGUAAUGUUGGACCAUUUCUUUUGGUCCAUUACUCAAGAAGUUUAAACACAAUGUGAAGGACAACAGGCACUUUCAAAUUGUGUCAAAAACUGAAAAAUGGAGAUGAGGUUUUGUUCCGACAGCAGCGAUAUGUUUUAAGUCCUUUUGAAAAUCUAGUUUAUUUCACCUUUUUUAAUUCAGUGUUUCUGCAGAAUAUCUUUUUUUUUUUUUUACUGUCUUUGCUUUAUGGAUGUGUAUUACUGCAUGCUGCGAGGGACAGUUUCUUACGCCCCAGUCAGGAAUGGUCAAAACUGCAUGUUAGUGUAUUAAAGGUUGAGCUGAGCUAAACAGUCAGUGGAAAUGUGAGCUCAUUGUAGUUCACAGGACAAGUUCCAUACAUACUGAGACUGACAUACAGUCGUUUAACACUAUCAAUGUUUUUUUUUUUUUUUGCAGUUGCAGCAGUUCCUGAUUGGGGCUUUAUUUAUACAUGUAAAGCUAAUCAAGUUUGUGAAUUGCAGACCUGCACAUCAACUAUGAAGGAUUUCACAUUUCAUAUUCCUUGAUUUUUCCUUUUAACUGUAAAUAUGAUGGUAUUUACGAUACCUUGGUAAGAAUAUUUUGCCAUAAAAAAUAAAAAAUGUGGGCUAUCCAUACUUUUAGA